GGAACGCUCUGGAGCCGUUUCCGGCCACCUCAGCGGGAAGCGGAGACGCCAGCAGCUAGCUGUUGCGGAGCUCAGCGGGAGGUGUAACUGGCCACCGCGAGAGAAGAAGGGAGGGCAGUGACUGAGGCGGCGGGUCUCCACAGCCAGGGAAGAUGGUGCUGCUGACGAUGAUCGCCCGCGUGGCGGACGGGCUUCCGCUGGCCGCUUCGAUGCAGGAGGACGAGCAGUCAGGCCGAGACCUUCAGCAGUACCAGAGUCAGGCUAAGCAACUCUUCCGAAAAUUGAAUGAACAGUCCCCUACCAGAUGUACCUUGGAAGCAGGAGCCAUGACUUUUCACUAUAUCAUUGAGCAGGGGGUGUGCUAUCUGGUUUUGUGUGAAGCCGCCUUCCCUAAGAAGCUGGCCUUCGCCUACCUAGAGGACUUGCACUCGGAGUUUGAUGAGCAGCAUGGGAAGAAGGUGCCCACUGUGUCUAGGCCCUACUCCUUCAUCGAGUUUGAUACCUUCAUUCAGAAAACCAAGAAGCUCUACAUCGACAGCCGUGCUCGGAGAAACCUAGGCUCCAUCAACACUGAACUGCAAGACGUGCAGAGGAUCAUGGUGGCCAAUAUCGAAGAAGUCUUACAGCGGGGAGAAGCACUGUCAGCAUUGGAUUCAAAGGCUAACAAUUUGUCCAGUCUAUCUAAGAAAUACCGCCAGGAUGCGAAGUACCUGAACAUGCGUUCCACUUACGCCAAGCUCGCGGCGGUGGCCGUGUUCUUCAUCAUGCUGAUAGUGUAUGUGCGGUUUUGGUGGCUGUGAGGUAGUGAGCCUAGUCACUGGGAAGGGAGAACCUAGACCCUGGCGGGUGUGUGUUUUCAGGAACCUGAACUCACAGGGCUGUGCAUUAGAAUCCAAGUGGAACUUCUGCCUCUCAAGACCUUGCAAGAAAGACCUGUCCUGAAAAUGAAAGCUGGCGCCUUGUUUAAGGAAGCUUGGCCCAUGUGGAAGUCUCUCUGGGGGGAGAGGCUUUCUCUGGGUGCUAAGCCAUAUGUAUUAGGGAACAUUAGGUUGUUUGUUUUGUUUCUUUCCCUCCCAGUACAUUUGUAAGACAGCAGAACUGGGGCAGUCUCUCUCUCUCUCUCUCUCUCUCUCUCUCUCUCUCUCUGAUGGAGCUGUCAGUGAGAUUUAAGAUAGCCAACCAUGCUAGCAACAACCUGAAAUUCCUUUAAAGAAGGUGGCCCUUUGGGGAGUCUUAACUGUAAUCGACAUUCCUUGAUUGGUGACAUUUGUGACUGACUUGCAAGUAAGACUCGGAGUAUGUGAAGGGUAACUGCUUUGGCGCACACAUCCUGUGUGUUGCCACUGGAGGAAGUUAACCGUUGUUAUUUUCCUUUUAUAUUUUGCUUAUUGCACAGUUGCUUUGGGUUAAAUCAAUUACAUUAAUAUGCCUUGAAAUUAUAUAGUAUUGCUUGACUAAAAGGAUGAAAUUUUUCUGUCGUUCCUUUUUGUUUGUUUGUUUUUAUUGUUUUAUUUUUUGUUCUGUUGAGACAGGGUGUCUAGCCUCAGCUGUCUGGAACUCAUGUAGACCAUGCUGGCCUCGAGAUUACAGAAGUCCCCCUGCCUCCUCAUUUCCUCUUUCAUUCUCUUAGGACAUCAUUAUUUUGGAGUGUUUGGUCGCUGUGGCAUGAACGUAGCACAGGUAGUCAGAGCCCUGCUUCGUGAGAAGAAAGGCCCGGCUC
Acomys russatus (golden spiny mouse) is the source of this 1720-nucleotide messenger RNA. RefSeq names its product SEC22 homolog B, vesicle trafficking protein (gene Sec22b). Gene Ontology annotation, biological process: vesicle fusion with Golgi apparatus; endoplasmic reticulum to Golgi vesicle-mediated transport; retrograde vesicle-mediated transport, Golgi to endoplasmic reticulum. The record is from RefSeq and is a predicted model, not a curated record. Gene Ontology annotation, cellular component: SNARE complex; ER to Golgi transport vesicle membrane; endoplasmic reticulum membrane. Lineage: Eukaryota; Metazoa; Chordata; Mammalia; Rodentia; Muridae. Gene Ontology annotation, molecular function: SNAP receptor activity. The transcript has 5 exons. The coding region runs from base 153 to 800 and encodes 215 amino acids.